ACGUGCCCGAGAUCCGCACCCUGAGGCCGUACGCGAGGAAGCUGUCGGGCGGAUUUAUCCAGUCCGAGAGCCUCAAUCUGUUCCCCGAGAUCACGCUUCUGGCCGACGACUCUCCCGUCCCGUCAGCCACGUACUUUGUCCGGCCCAUCUGCGCGGAGCAGAUCGACUUUUCCCUCGCUCGGAAGUGGCUGUCCACCUGCGAGUCGCACCACGACAAGACCUGCCAGGAGGCUGUCACCAUCCAGGAGAUGGGCAGGUCGCAUCCGGCGGACGAGAUCCCGGACUUUCGGUGCCUCGACGUGGAGCAGAACUGCCUGGUGAAGGUGCCGAGCGGGAGUCGCUACGCGGCGCUGAGCUACGUCUGGGGUCGCCAGGAGUUCUUCACCACCGUAAUGGCGAACGUCGAUGACCUUGAGCGGGCCGGAUCCCUGGAGGAGCGCGAGUAUCUGAAGCAGAUACCGCAGACGAUCAAGGACGCCAUGCAGGUGGCCAGGGAGGUCGGCAUCCGGUACUUGUGGGUGGACAGUUUGUGCAUUGUUCAGGACGACAACACGGGCAAGAAGUUGGACACGAUCAAGAAGAUGGACCUGGUGUACAGCGCUGCGCACUUGGUGGUGGUUGCCGCCAGCAGCGCGGAUGCGUACGCAGGUAUUGCCGGCAUCCAUCCGGGAACUCGGGGGGUUCGCCAGCCCAUCGAGGAGAUUGCGCCAGGGUUCCGACUGGCUUUCAAGACACGAUGGCAGGAUUAUAUCAAGGAUGCCGUGUACUACACUCGCGGUUGGACGUUCCAGGAGACGCAUUUCGCCACCCGAUCUCUGAUCUUCAUAGGCGGGCAGGUCGUUUUCAGCUGUAAAUCCGUCAGUGAGUGGCAAGAGCACGUGUUUGAGACGGAGGCCGAGAUAAGGGGCAAGAGCGAGGAAGAGGGCCGUGGCGGCGGCCCCUUUGAGGGGGACGACAUCGGCAAUUAUGAAGGUCUGAUCCAAACCUUCUCGGAGCGCGUGCUCUCCUUUGACUCGGACGUCUACAACGCCUUUGCCGGGGUAGCUACCCAGCUCUCUUUCCGACUGAAGACGGACCUGUGCCACGGCAUCCCGACCGCCUACUUCGACUGGUUCCUCCUCUGGGGUCCGCUCUCGAACCAGGUCCGGCGACCCAAUGCCCCGAGCUGGUCCUGGGCCGGCUGGGUGGGCGGCUCGUUCCCUCGGAUAUGGGACUGGUACAACCGCAGCAUCCGCCGGGUCCAGAAGGCGAUCCGGAAGCGGACUUGGGUCAUCUGGUACCACCGGCUGAGCCACGACUCGACGCAAUGCUUCCUCGUGCACACGCACAACAAGGCAAGCGAAUCAUCCAAGAAGAAGCUGAAUUUCUACGGCGCCAAGUCCCACCCCCGCUUCGGCGACCUGGACUGUUCACGCACGGAGCCAACCGAGAGGAUCCUCAAGAUACAUGCGCCUACGCCUGCGCCGACGUACACGACCGACAUACUGAGCAAGCGGGCUGGAUCCGGAUUCCUGCAGUUCUGGACCGUCUCCCUGACGCUGAGGCUGGAUGAGCCGACGAGCAUCGCCGAGGACGUGGGCCCCGAGCAUACCCGGCGCCGGCUGGGGAUAUUCGGGCGCAGCGGGCACGAGCUGGGGACCGUCUCGGUGCAGGGGGACUGGGCCAAGAAGAAUGCCGUUCCAGUGGAAAGGGAGUUCAUCCUUCUCUGCGAGGGCAGGGAUGAGAGGGCCGAGGGUGGGAGGAUCGAUGAUGAGGAAGGAUGGAGGUACAUGGCCAUGCUUAUCGAUUGGCAUGGGGAGUAUGCGGAGCGGGUUGCAAUUGGGUCAAUCGGAAAGGCGGACUUGAAGGAGGCCCUUGGGGAUGGGGCUGUCUGGAAGGAGAUCAUUUUAGGGUGACGAGCUCGUUCUGUCAUCGAUAUAACAGCGUCAUGUCCGAGCUAUUCGAGGGGCAGAGCAAGGGGUAAAGCGUAGGAAAACGUGCCUGGUCCUGCUGAGACCACUCUCCAGCAGACAUUCUCUCUGUCGGUUGUCGGAAAUAUAACCUAUCAGCACACUCUACUGAGGACACACAGGACAUCAACGUAAGGAAUAUGAUACGAUUUGAUCUGGCACCCAUCGUUGGUUUCCCUCAAGGUAGGUAGAUAUAAUUAGAUAUACAUGACUAGACGGAGAUUCCGUUGCCAACUUCAAG
Phialemonium atrogriseum is the source of this 2190-nucleotide messenger RNA. Its product is annotated as heterokaryon incompatibility protein-domain-containing protein. The annotation marks the transcript as partial. The transcript is spliced from 2 exons. NCBI's taxonomy places the organism in Eukaryota, Fungi, Ascomycota, Sordariomycetes, Cephalothecales, Cephalothecaceae. The record is from RefSeq and is a predicted model, not a curated record.